Molecule: messenger RNA, 1385 nt
Organism: Salarias fasciatus (jewelled blenny)
Lineage: Eukaryota; Metazoa; Chordata; Actinopteri; Blenniiformes; Blenniidae
Gene: gata4
Product: GATA binding protein 4
Exons: 6
Coding region: 1-1170 (389 amino acids)
Biological process (GO): negative regulation of transcription by RNA polymerase II; positive regulation of transcription by RNA polymerase II; cell fate commitment
Cellular component (GO): nucleus
Molecular function (GO): DNA-binding transcription factor activity, RNA polymerase II-specific; RNA polymerase II cis-regulatory region sequence-specific DNA binding; zinc ion binding
Source: RefSeq, a predicted model, not a curated record
AUGUACCAGGGCAUAAUGACUACAAACCACGGACCCCCUUCCUACGAGGCCGGAUUUCUCCACAACGCCUCGGCGGGCACGUCCCCGGUGUACGUGCCCACCACCCGGGUGGUGACCCCCAUGAUCCCGGCGCUGCCGUACCUCCAGACGCCCGGCGCGUCGCAGCAGGGCAGCCCGGUGUCGAGCCACUCCGCCUGGGCGCAGCCGGGCGCCGACCCGGUGUCCUCGUACAACCACUCCCCGGUGUCUCCGCGCUUCAGCUUCUCCACCAGCCCGCCGCUGUCCUCCGGGGCGGCGGCGGCAGCGGCGGCGGCGGCGGCGGCCCGGGAGCCGGCGGUGUCCUACAACAUCUCCGCCAACGGGAGGGAGCACUACGGCGCCCGGGGCCUCGGCGGCUCGUAUCACAGCCCCUACCCGGCCUACAUGAACCCCAACGUGGGGGGGUCGUGGCCGGCCUCGCCGUUCGACAGCCCGGUGCUCCACGGGAUCCAGACCGGCGCUCCUCCCGGGACCACGCGGCAUCCCAACAUAGAUUUGUUUGAUGACUUUGCUGAGGGACGGGAAUGUGUAAACUGUGGUGCUAUGUCGACCCCGCUGUGGAGGCGGGACGGCACGGGCCACUACCUGUGCAACGCCUGUGGACUGUACCACAAGAUGAACGGCAUCAACCGUCCCCUCAUCAAACCCCAGAGGCGGCUGUCCGCCUCGAGGAGAGUGGGCCUGUCCUGCACCAACUGUCACACCACCACCACCACCCUGUGGCGACGAAACGCAGAGGGAGAGCCCGUCUGCAACGCCUGUGGCCUUUACAUGAAACUCCACGGGGUCCCCCGACCUUUGGCCAUGAAGAAAGAGGGGAUUCAAACUCGCAAACGCAAACCCAAGAACCUCAACAAGUCUCAAGCUGGAACCCCAGGCGGUGAGGGGACUCCAGUUACACCGAGCAGCACUCCCCGCUCCUCCACGAACACAGAGGAGACGCGCCAGAUAAAGACAGAGCCAGAAAACCACAGCUUGUACUCGCAGCACAGCACACACACACAGAUUUCAGCCCUACCGGCCUACAUGACAGCUCAGGGAGGCGCUAUUCCUUUGAAGAUGUCCCCCGGAGGACACAGCGGGUCCUCCAGCUCCAAAACUGAGCCCUGGAACAACCUAAUCCUGGCUUAGAAGAAGACUGAACGCCCAACAUCUACCUACCUAUCAACAGUAAACCAAUCAAAGGCUGCCGAGGAGCCGCGAGCGUCCGCAGCAGGCCGCAGCUCUUGCUGCAGGUGAUGCCACCGUUUUCAACACACUGUGCCUUCCAGUCCGGGACCCACAGGUGGGAGUCAGCCGCAAAGGGUCACCGGAGACCGUCAGCUGUACUGCACACAAACUGUACA